Molecule: messenger RNA, 294 nt
Organism: Miscanthus lutarioriparius
Lineage: Eukaryota; Viridiplantae; Streptophyta; Magnoliopsida; Poales; Poaceae
Source: the annotation of a GenBank genome assembly
AUGGUCACUGCUGGUGCAAAUCAGGCUUUUGUGAACUUGGUCCUCACUCUUUGUGAUGCUGGUGAUUCUGUUGUCAUGUUUGCACCAUAUUAUUUCAAUGCCUACAUGUCAUUUGAGAUGACAGGUGUUACUGACAUAUUAGUUGGUGGUUGCGAUCCCAUGACACUUCAUCCUGAUGUUGAUUGGUUGGAGAAGGUUCUGAAAGAAAAUGACCCUAUCCCUAGACUUGUUACUGUUGUUAAUCCAAGGAACCCCUCUGGAGCUUUUAUUCCCAGGCCUAUGCUUGAGAUCUGA